UCGGGCCGCCUCGCGGGCACAGGUGAGCCCUGGGGACCUGCACAGCACCGCCCUCGGUCCCACGUGGCCCCCCUUCGGUGCCCUCGCCAAGCUACCAGACAAUGCCACAGAUGCCAGAGGAUUGGCCCACGUAUUCUGCAUAGAAGUUGAGGAGGUCAAGAAUGAACUUUGAUCUUUCCUGAUAAUGGUGGUGGAAUGACACCUCGGGACCUGUACCGAAUGUUCAGGUUGACUCGAGCUGCCCUUGGCCAGAAGCUCAGUGCUCCUUGGAAGGAGAAGGCAUCCCAGAAAAAUGUUCCCAACUCAGCUGCAGCCAGACCAAUAGUGGGUGGGGCGGAGGGAGCUUGGGUCAAAUUGGUUCCUUCUUUGUACUUUUGGGAAAUUCAGUGUGGCCUGUUUGCUUUAGAUCUAGGGACAGUGGGAGGAGUGUCUCAAUGGAUGCAGCUUCCUGACCAGGUUGCUCCGUCUCGGUUACCUGAGAAGUAUUUCUCUUGCCUUAAUCCCCAUCCAAGGUCCAGAAACCGGGUCUUUCUAAACCUUGUCUCUCUUUGCCAGGUACUUCCUGCUCCACCGAAGUCCAUUCCUAUGCAGGCUAGAACCGAACUGGAGGACCUCAGGGAAGUGAGGGGCGAUGGAGCUGGUGGCUCGCACGCACCUCUGCUCCUGGCGGGAGAACGCCCGGCUCCCUGUCUUCUCCCCAGGCCUCCAGAGCCCAUGUACCUCCACUUAUCCAGAGAUAAUUACUACCUAGGACCGUGUGCCCUCCCAGAUGUUUGCAGAUCAGUGAGUUGGUCUGCUAUCAUCAAUCACAAGCACAAAAUGUUCCUAGAUGAGGAGCCACUGGUAAAGCGGAGACGGUCCCAGAAGCCAGCGAUGGCCUCUGACUCUUACAAGAGGGCAGAGUUGGCUGCUCUUCGCCAAGAAAUGGAGAGUGGCAGAGGUGAAUCUGACCUUGAGAGAAGCCUUCUCCCAGAGGCAGGCCAGAGUAGCAGUGAGGUUUGGGUGGCACCUGCUGGAGAGCAAGGCCCAGGUCAAGGAUCCCUGGUGAGCGUUCAAGAGGAUGGGGUGCCUGGGAAGCGCCCUGAGGAGCUCGGAAAUCAGCGGUCAUCCUUGAUGGCUGACAUGGCCAAAGGUUGGCCACCCUCGAGCCGAAGCUCUUUGGUGGCAGAGCAGAGCAGAGCGCCACUACCGGAAGUGGCCAAAGGCCCCUUCGUGGCUGUGGUUGGGAUCACUGAAGCCGUCAUGGAUGGUGGGGCUCCCAUCCAGCUGAUUCCAUUCGGUCGAGAGGAGAGAGCUGAGCACAGACGGGGGGCAGAAGACCGCAGCCAGAUCCGUGCCAUGCCCAGCAGUGAGAAAGGGGAAGCUGGGGAUAAUGGAGCUCUGAGUCAGCCCAAGGCCAAGGACCAGAAGACUGAGAGGCGACUGGAAAGCAUCUUGUCAGAAAGGGAUCUGCUGCAGCAGAAGGUUCAAGAGCUAGAAGAGGAGAAGAGCCAUUGGCAGACCGAGUUUGAGAGAACCCAACAUGAACUGAUGACCCUCCGGGCCCGCGAGAGUGAGAGUUUGUACUGGAGCAAGAAGCACAUGGGCUACCGCCAGGCCGAGCUGCAGGUGCUCAAGUCUGAGCUGGAGAGAACCCUGGAGGAGAAGACAGAGCUCAAGGAGCGACUCAAGGCCACGGAGAUGCGUGUGGAGGUUCUGCGCCAGGCUCAGGGCUCCUACCAGAGCCUGGAGGGAGAAGAUAGGAGCACCCUGGAGAAGCUGAAAAGCCUCCGGGUGAAUGUCAGCCGCCUGCUGGCCUCCAUUCUUCCUCACCUGGAGCUGGAAGAGGUCAACUUCGAGUCUGAUCAGGUGGAUGAGAUCCUGCAAACUGUGUUAGAGACCAACCGCAUCCUGGAGUGAUUGGCGAUGGCUCCCGCGCCGUCGCUCGCCUUCCCCACGGUGGCUGCCUUCUUGCCUUAUGUGUACAGAAUCAGUAAUAAAUGAUGGCUGGCGAUCUUGCUG
Vombatus ursinus (common wombat) is the source of this 2001-nucleotide messenger RNA. RefSeq names its product MORC family CW-type zinc finger 4 (gene MORC4). NCBI's taxonomy places the organism in Eukaryota, Metazoa, Chordata, Mammalia, Diprotodontia, Vombatidae. The record is from RefSeq and is a predicted model, not a curated record. The transcript is spliced from 10 exons. The coding region runs from base 196 to 1899 and encodes 567 amino acids.